This is a messenger RNA of Phragmites australis (common reed), 919 nucleotides long. RefSeq lists its product as uncharacterized. Bases 67 to 798 code for a protein of 243 amino acids. The record is from RefSeq and is a predicted model, not a curated record. The transcript has a single exon. Gene Ontology annotation, biological process: root development; shoot system development. NCBI's taxonomy places the organism in Eukaryota, Viridiplantae, Streptophyta, Magnoliopsida, Poales, Poaceae.
UCUCUUCAUCUCUGUUUCCAAUUUCCAAAGAAAAAAAAGGAAAACACUACAGGUCCCAUUGCAACCAUGGCUUCCAUUCUCAGAUCUGCGAGUUUGCCUUCCAGUCAUCGCUCAGAUGAAAUCGACAUAGAAGAACAGCUGCAAAGGCUGAAGGCAACCAUCUCUUCGCCUUCUGCUACCAUCGAGACGAUGGUCGAUGGUAUCAGGAGGCUUGGAGGAGUGCACAACAACAUUGAGGAGAUGAUGUGCUCGCCCAGCGGCCAAGCUACCAUUUGCCGGCCACGGCAAAGGAAAGCAGUGGAGCAAGAGCUAGAGCGCUCUCUUGUCUUGCUCGAUCUCUGCAACACAAUGCAAGAGAGCUUUUCCGAGCUCAAGACAAGCAUCCAAGAGAUGCAGCUGGUUAUCAAGAGAGGAGACGACUCAGCUCUUCAAGCCAAGAUCCAGUCUUACGUUCGCUUGGUUAAGAAGACACAGAAACAGUUCAAGAAGAUCAGCAAGAAGCCUACUUCAGUUGAUCAGGAGAGCUGCAGGGUGGUCAAGCAGUUGGCUGAAGCCAGAGAGAUUGCAAUCUCCGUGUUUGAAUCCUUGUCAUAUCUUCUGUCGAAGCAAAUUGCGACCCCAAGUUCUAGCAAAUGGUCCCUUGUCUCCAAAACAUUCCAUAAAAGAAGAGUCACAUGCGAGGAGGAGCAAUUGCAGGAGUUGGAGUUGGGCGUUGUUGAUCUAGAGAGCGGAGUAGAGACUUUGUUCAGGAAAUUGAUCCAGAGCAGAGUUUCUCUCCUCAACAUUCUCAGUUUGUAGAUAGAUCGUACGCCAACCCCGACCCCUUGUAAUUGGUGUCCUCCUUUUAGAGGAUCUGCUGAUCGUCAUACAAUUUUGCAAUAUGCAAUUGAGCAACUGUACAGAAAAUUACAGAAAAGAA